Molecule: messenger RNA, 1223 nt
Organism: Venturia canescens
Lineage: Eukaryota; Metazoa; Arthropoda; Insecta; Hymenoptera; Ichneumonidae
Gene: Ttc1
Product: Tetratricopeptide repeat domain 1
Exons: 4
Coding region: 152-1084 (310 amino acids)
Molecular function (GO): protein binding
Source: RefSeq, a predicted model, not a curated record
UAUAGUUUACGUAUGUAUAACGAAUCGCAGCUCACAGUUCGCAAUUGACAGAUCUCAUCUUCCUAAUUCAUCACAAUCAUCAGAGAGCGUUAACCUAAAAAAUAAAAAUCUUUCUUUUUACCAUAUUAAUUUUUUUGAAGUAGAAAGAGCAAUGGACGAGCCAACGAUACCGUCCAACGAACAAAUUAUUGAUGACUUAACGAAGGAACUUCGAAAUUCGUGUGGUACGACUCAAUCGAAUAGUACAUCAACACGCGCGGAGUACGGUUCGGACGACGACAAAGACAGUGCCGACGAAAACCUGACUUCGUUGCCUACAGGAAUGGAAGAAGAUGAUAAAUCCGACUUUCUUCAAAGUGAAGGACCUUGUUUGGAUUUCAUCGAUGAGGAGGCUUUAAAAGAUCGAGAAGUUACUUUAACCGAAGAUGAAAAACGAAAACUUCGUGACGAAGCAGAUGUACUGAAAAACGAGGGCAACACAUUUUUCAAAGCCGGAGAGUACACCAAAGCUCAUACCUCUUACACAGAAGGAUUGCAAAUAUGUCCGUUAGCAUAUGCCGAAGAGAGGGCAAUCUUAUAUGCGAACCGAGCUGCAGCCAAAAUGAAACACAUGGUUCAGAAAGAUCAAAUAUUAACAAUGUUCAAAGAUGAAAACUUAAACAUGCAAAAUGUGAGUAAGAAUUCGAAUUUCGUGUUUUUCAAUAAAAUUUUCAAUCAGGAGGAUAAGGAGCCCGCCAUAGCCGAUUGCACAAAAGCCAUAGAAUUGAAUCCAAAGUAUCUGAAAGCAUACCUGAGAAGAGCACAAUUGCACGAAGAAACGAAUAAACUGGACAACGCGUUAGAAGAUUUUAAAAAGAUUCUUGAGCUCGAUCCGUCUCACUCAGAAGCAAACCACGCUGUGCGGAGAUUGCCACCACUGAUAGAGGAAGCGAACGAGAAACUGAAAGCUGAAAUGUUAGGAAAACUGAAAGAUCUCGGAAAUUUGGUCCUCAAGCCAUUCGGAUUGUCCACUAACAAUUUCGAGCUUCAGCAGGAUCCCAACAGUGGUGGAUAUAGCGUUAAAUUUAAUCAGAAUCCUAGUUAAUUAAGCAGUUAUUAAUAACCGAGAAAGAUCAAGCAAAAGCAUCGAUUGAUACACGUUAUAUUUAUAAAAAAGUAAUAAAUAAGUCAGCAUUGUAUGAUAAGACAUUCCCGAGUAUAAAGAGAGUCAAUAAUCCAAUCUA